AUUAAAUCAAUCAAUUAUUUUCACAAAUUAAUUAACUUUAUAUAGAAUAGCUAUUACAAUAAAAAAAUUAAAGCAAUGAGUGAUUACGAUUAUGAUUGUGAUUAAACAUACUAGUAUGAUGAUGAUGACGAUGAUGAUGAAUAUGAAUAUGAUGAAGAAGAAGAGUAAAAAGAUAUGGAUUUUUUUGCAGAUAUAUCAAAAGAAUAGGAUUAAUAGCUUCUGGCCUGCAAAAAUAAAAUUUUUUAAUGUUAGCAAAUGGAUACGUUUGUUAAAUAAGUUAUUGAUGAUAUAGCAAGUAUCGCUGAAUAAAAUGAUAUUUCUAAAGGGCGUGCAUUUAUGCUAUUAAGCUUUAACUCCUAUAAUUCUAAAAAAUGUGCUGACAUUCCUGAUGAAAUUAUGUACGAUAUUUAUUAUAGCGAAUCUAAAGAGCUAAUAGCAGCUAAAAACUCCAAAGAAUGUUUAUUAUGCUUUGAUGAGUUAACCAAUGCAAAUAGAUAUGCUUUAUAUUGUAAUCACUACUUUUGUACAAGUUGCUUCUAGUAAUAUGUUAAAACUUGCUUUAAAGAGGGGAUUGAAAUAUUAUUUAAGAAAUGUCCAAUGGACGGCUGCAAAGAAAGACUAGGAUUUGAUGAGUUCAAGAAGUUUUUAAGUAGUGAGUAAGAGUAGAAAGUUAUAUUUAAAUUCAUACUGAAAGACAUACUACAAAAAAACAAAUUAAUACUUACUUGUCCUCAUCCUAAUUGUGACUACAUUUCGUAUAAUACAUCAAAAAAGCACUUCCUUAAUUAGCAAUUGAAUAUAAAAUGUUAGUGUGGAGGAUAUUUCUGCAAUUUAUGUUAUGAAGAUGCCCAUCUACCUUGUACUUGCUAAAUGCUUGGAAAAUGGAUUAAAUUAAUUACUGGAUAGACUGAUUCAGGAAUGGAUUAAAUGUGGCUAUCCUUAAACACAAAAAAAUGCCCAAGAUGCUAAGUAUUAAUUGAGAAAAAUAAAGGUUGUAUGCAUAUGCAUUGCACUAAUUGUAAAUUCCAUUUUUGUUGGCUUUGUCUAGGUGAGUAUGUUAAUCAUAAUGACUUUUACUCCUGCAACAAGUACAAAGAAGAGACAAACUCUAAGCUAACUUAGGAUGAAAAGAAUCUGAAAAGAUAUACUUUUUAUUCUGAUAGAUUCAAAGAUCACAUAGAGGCAGUUAAGUUAACAACAAAAGAAGCUAAAGAAAACAUUACUCAAUUCAAAUUUUAGCUAUUAAAUUCGAUAAUUAUUGAAGAAAAGUUCUUGGAUUUUUAUUAAGCUGCUUACGAAGUCUUAAUUGAGGCCAAGAAAGCUACCGCUUAUACAUAUCCUAUAGGAUAUUAUAUAGAAGAUAAUAAAAUAGAAUUUUUUGAAUUUUAGCAAGGUUAAGUUGAGUCUUAAUUAAAUAUUUUUGAAGACUUAUUAGCUUAUAAAAGUUAUUUGAGUUUUUCCUCAAUUAAAAAGGACAUAAAUUCUCAAUUCACCAAAUAUAAAUAAGAUGUUGAAUAAAAGACUAACUAAGUACUUGAUUAUUUAAAUAAAAUGCUAUUAGACUUUAGAAAUGAAAUGCCUUAAAUUUAAAGAGCAAAGUCAAAUAGACCAAAAGCUCCUUCCUUACAAAAAUAAAUAUCCAAAACAAAGUAGCAAAAAUUCUCUUGUGAAAAAUGCAAAAUAAAACCUGCUGAAAAUGACUUUGGGUUUUGUAAAAAAUGUUAUGAUUCACUACCAUAGUAAAGAUGA
This is a messenger RNA of Tetrahymena thermophila SB210, 1749 nucleotides long. RefSeq names its product IBR domain protein. The record is from RefSeq and is a predicted model, not a curated record. Gene Ontology annotation, cellular component: ubiquitin ligase complex; cytoplasm. NCBI's taxonomy places the organism in Eukaryota, Ciliophora, Oligohymenophorea, Hymenostomatida, Tetrahymenidae. Gene Ontology annotation, biological process: positive regulation of proteasomal ubiquitin-dependent protein catabolic process; ubiquitin-dependent protein catabolic process; protein polyubiquitination. Gene Ontology annotation, molecular function: ubiquitin conjugating enzyme binding; ubiquitin protein ligase activity; zinc ion binding. The transcript has 7 exons.